CAGCUUCUCCUUUGCGUUAAAUUUGAAAAAUUAUUGUGACCGUUUAUUCUUGUCAUGCGCAGUAACUUCAGGUUAACAUGUAGUAAGUUCUGUUCCGUUAAUUGACACAAAAUAUGUAAUUGAGAACAGCUUUACUGGACAUUCGGCUAUAUACUUAUAUUAAAACAGUCUGUGAGCACGGAUUAGGGGAGAAAACUGUUAUGAAGUGCCGACAUUACGCAGAAUUCAAAUACGACGUGAUGACGUCAUUAAUAUGCUAAUGACGCAUGGCGCCAUUCAGCGACGUUUAGCUACUUUUCAAGCAGGGUUUAGCUACUUUCCAUUGAAAACAGCUGGCAACACUGUUUCCACAUAGUUUCUCUUUUUUUGACUUUCCUACGCGUUUGGAAGAUGGCACGCUAUUCAGGCGAGGAAGGUGUUCAGAUGAUUUUGGACAGUGAGGAAGAAUUGACCUUUUCCUCAGAAGAAGAUUGCGACUCCGACGACGAACGGUUGCAUUUUGAAGAGCGAAUUGAUCCAGUCGAGGAUUUUCCUGCAAAUUGUUACGAUGAUUUUAGGCUCUGGGUACCAUGUGUACAUGGACAGUUUCUACACAAGUCCAAAGCUCCUAAAAGACUUGCUUUCCAUGAAGUUUGGUGCAUGUGGGACUUACAGAGACAACAGGAAGGACUGCCCUCGGAAUGCAGGAGAGUGAAAUCACAACGUACAUGGAGGACAAAGACAUUUCCAUGUCCUGCACCUGUGACUGCAUACAACCAGCACAUGGGGGGCGUUGACCUGUCUGAUCAGCUGUUACAGUACAACACCGCACAGCACAAAACAAUGAAGUGGUACAGAAAGAUUUUUCUACACUUCUUGGACAUUGCUGCCACCAAUGCUUUCAUUGUGCACAAAGAGCUGUAUGGUAACUUGUCCCAUAAAGAGUUUAUGGAACAACUUAUCACAGAGCUUUGUGGUGUCUCGCAGAAAGUAGCACCAAAACGGACCAGUGGUGACCAUGUCCCAGUUCCAGGAACUGACCUGACCUCAGAUGCCAGGAAUGUUGCCACUGCUGGUCGCAAGAGCUGUGUGCAUUGCAAAGCAGUGCAUGGUAAGAAACAAGAAACACCAUGGAAAUGCCAGGCAUGCGAUGUGCACCUAUGUCUUCAGUUGAAAAGGAACUGCUUUCAAGAGUGGCACAGAGAUGUGUGAUUGUGUAUAGGGUGUAAGAGUGGGCUUUUACAAACCUCACACCCUUUUUAUCUUUACACUGUUCCUGUUUCAUGUGUAAAUUCAAGUAUAGUACAAAUCCUGGACAUUUUCUCUGCACUGUGAGCGAGUAGGUUAUGCAUAGGGUGUAAGAGUGGGCCUCUUUUUUCUUUCUUUUUUUUUUUUAUGCUCACGUCCAUUUUUUUUUUCUUGUGCAGUGUCUGCUGUUUCCAGUUUCAGAUUUGUCAUCUGUACCCAUGACGCCUUGACUCUUGUGUUGUUUUUUUGUUUGUUUCUAAUAAACUUUUUACAUGCACUCACAA
This is a messenger RNA of Pangasianodon hypophthalmus (striped catfish), 1511 nucleotides long. Its product is annotated as piggyBac transposable element-derived protein 3-like. The transcript is spliced from 3 exons. Lineage: Eukaryota; Metazoa; Chordata; Actinopteri; Siluriformes; Pangasiidae. Bases 391 to 1191 code for a protein of 266 amino acids. The record is from RefSeq and is a predicted model, not a curated record.